Telopea speciosissima is the source of this 941-nucleotide messenger RNA. Its product is annotated as protein FAR1-RELATED SEQUENCE 7-like. The transcript has 2 exons. The record is from RefSeq and is a predicted model, not a curated record. The annotation marks the transcript as partial. NCBI's taxonomy places the organism in Eukaryota, Viridiplantae, Streptophyta, Magnoliopsida, Proteales, Proteaceae.
UUAUAAUUGUUUGUGAGGAGAUCCAGCAAAAGAGGUUGUCUUUCUGUUGAUCUUGAAUGGACCGUAGAGUGAUACUGUCCUUGAAAGGCAUGUCUGUGAGGAUGAUCCAGCAAAAAAGGUUGUCUUAAUUUAUUUAUUUGUAGACAACAUAAUGUAUAAGUUGUAGGAAAGGUAUAUGCAGCAUCAACUUCUUAAACUAUGGAUAUUAUAAUUUCAAUAAUGGGAGAUUUGUCUAUUCAUUGAUUAAUAAAUUUUUGUGCUAGGAACCUAAUGUCAAGCACCUUGGGUGAAGGAUUUGGCUUCAUAGAGAGUGAGAAGGGUUCUAAUAGUCGAAAUUUUGAUGAGCAUGAAACAAAAGAAGAUGAGCUUUUGGAGUUUUGUGAUUCACAAAUAGAUGGGAAUAAUGAGAUGACACUGAAAGAAAUGUCUAGAGAAGAGUUAACUCCAAAUGAUGAACCCUUAGAACCAUACACUGGAAUGUCAUUUAAUUCAGUAGAUGAUGCAAGGGAGUUUUAUAGUGCAUAUGCGAAACAUAUAGGUUUCACAGUACGCACAAAUCGUAUUCGACAUUCGCAGAAAAACAGGACAAAUAUAGCUCGGGACUAUGUUUGCUCGCAAGAAGGUUUUCGUGCAGCAAAACAUACACUUAGAAAAGAUAGGAUUCUUCCACCAAGGCCCAUCACAAGAGAAGGAUGUAAAGCAAUGAUACGGGUAGCUGCGAGGGAUGGUAGUAAAUGGGUUGUCACAAAGUUUGUACCUGAGCACAAUCACAAUCUAAUGACUCCAAGUAAAGAACCAGGUCAACGACCCAGUCUGAGUGAGGAUGAGAAGGAUAAAAAAAUCCGAGAUCUAUCUUGUGAGCUGGAGCAUGAGAGACAACGAACUACAGCUAUUCAAGAACAGCUACAUAUGAUUUUGAAAUAUCUAGAGGAACAUGCUGA